Molecule: messenger RNA, 2944 nt
Organism: Beta vulgaris subsp. vulgaris (sugar beet)
Lineage: Eukaryota; Viridiplantae; Streptophyta; Magnoliopsida; Caryophyllales; Amaranthaceae
Product: LEAF RUST 10 DISEASE-RESISTANCE LOCUS RECEPTOR-LIKE PROTEIN KINASE-like 1.2
Exons: 5
Coding region: 372-2468 (698 amino acids)
Biological process (GO): protein phosphorylation
Molecular function (GO): ATP binding; protein kinase activity; polysaccharide binding
Source: RefSeq, a predicted model, not a curated record
UUAUAUAUCAGAACAAAAAAAAAGACCAAGGAAAAUUCUCCAAAGUGCACUUUCGAGGAAGAUGAGCAAGUAUAUGUAACCAUUGACUAGUACUUCCAUUAAUAACCAAUCAUGAUCUUCUAAUGGCAAUUGAUAAGGAAGAAAAAUUGUGGUCUUGCUUGCUUUAUUUUUAUUUUUGUUUUCUGGUUUCUCCGUCUCUUUCACCAAGUCUUGCCACUAGUAAUACGAGUCAAGUGCGGGUCCAACAAACAAUGGACAAUAUCUUUAUUGUGGAAGACAAACAAAAGCUAAUAAUGUACUAUACUAAAUAGAUCAUCCUUCUGUAUGCUUUACUUGAAGGGAUCAACUCUGUUAGUUGUUUCCAAUUCUCCAUGACUUCUCAAGUCUUCCCAUUAUACUUCUACACCUUAACCAUCUUCAUUAUCCUCCUUACUUUGCGCGCCACAAAUGGUGCCGAAAACCCAUAUGAGAUAUGCUCGCAUCCAUUGUCACUGUUGUGUGGGAGCAUUCAUACCAAUGUCAGUUAUCCAUUUUGGGGGCUGGGGAGGCCAAAACGCUGUGGCCACCCAGCUCUUCAGCUAACAUCAUGUUAUAAGGAUUUUCCUGUAGUGAAAAUUGGAUAUGAUGGACUGAAUUAUGACAUACUUGACAUCCAAAAAUCGUCUCGAAAAACGAUCAUUCGACUCCGAGGCUACUCUGAGAAUCAUACCACUUGUCCUUUUCCUCUCAACAACAAAAUUUUUGAUAAGCUCUUUCAAUUCACUGAUAAUGUUGAGAAUGUUACCUUAUCCUACAAGUUGAAAGACUUGAGUUAUCCAGAAAUUAUUUCCAGAUGCUCUACUAACAGCUCAGACAGCCAUACCACAAUUUACUACGACGAGGCUGACAUGGAAGACGCCCAACUGACUGAAGUGAUCAAACGACUUAUGUCUUGCAAAAGGAGUAAAGUUCUUGUUCUUAAAAAAGAACUGAAUGCUUUUUGCCAAUCAGAAUCAAACAAAACACUUUAUGAUAUCUGGAAGCAGGGGUUCGAGGUGGAAUUUCAAGAAUCCCCAGCUUGUUCUGAGUGUCAAAUAUCUGGCGGGAUAUGUGGAUCAUCAUUAAAUAAUACAGAGGAGGAUGACUGCUUCCACAAGGACCCAAGAGCAGCCGCAGUCAAAUGUGGAUCAUCAUCAAAUGAUACAGAGGAUGACUGCUCCCCAAAGCACCGAAAAUCAGGAAAAUGGAAACUCAUCGUUGGCUUAGCCGUCCCAGGGGUUUUCUUGAUACUUCUAAGCGUUGUAGCACUUAAUGUUGGUUUAUGGUGUUACAUGAAACCCAAGCUCCGUUCUCAUACGCUACUGUCACGUAGACUUAGCUCUGAUCCUAUGAACUCAGACCUUGAAAUUGGCAGCUCCUUCUGUGGUAUACCAAUCUUAUCGUACAGUGAGCUCCAAGAAGCAACCAACAAUUUCGACGAGUCCCAAGAACUAGGAGACGGUGGCUUUGGAAUUGUGUACUAUGGGAAACUCAGAGAUGGGAGAGAAGUAGCAGUGAAGCGUUUAUAUGAGAAAAAUUACAAGCGGAUAGGACAGUUUAUGAAUGAAAUUGAGAUCCUUGCACGCUUACGCCACCCCAACCUAGUUACACUAUAUGGGUGCACCUCGAGAAAUAGUCGCGAGCUUCUCCUUGUUUAUGAAUUCAUUCGCAAUGGAACAGUAGCUGAUCAUCUUCAUGGGGAUCGAAAAGGGUCUGAAAUCCUCUCUUGGUGUAUCCGUAUGAAGAUUGCCACUGAAACAGCCACUGCAUUGGCAUAUCUCCAUUCUUCUGACAUCAUACACCGUGAUGUAAAAACAAACAAUAUCCUCCUUGACAACAACUUCUCUGUCAAAGUAGCUGAUUUCGGCCUCUCAAGGCUGUUUCCUGGUGAUGCCACCCAUGUCUCCACCGUACCACAAGGCACUCCCGGUUAUCUUGACCCUGAAUAUCGCAAAUUCUACCAAGUUACAAAUAAAAGUGAUGUUUAUAGCUUUGGGGUUGUCCUUGUUGAGCUGAUAUCUUCAUUGCCUGCAAUUGACCUCAGUAGGCAACAGGAUGAGAUUAAUCUAUCCGAUUACGCCAUGAAAAGAAUCCAACAUGGUACAUUAUUAACCGAGUUGGUUGAUCAGAAACUUGACUUUGAGUCAAAUUUCAAGGUGAAGAGAAUGAUAACUCUGGUUGCAGAGCUGGCAUUUCAGUGUUUACAACAAGAGAAGGAACUUAGACCAUGUAUGACUGAGGUUCUUGAGGCCUUGAAGCAGAUUGAAAAUGUCAAUUACGAGGAAUUGGAGGCAGAAUAUAUGGACCACUUUAUAGCAACAGCCAAGAUAGAAUCUGUGUCAGAGGAUAGUGAGACUAAGCCGCCUCCAGAAAAUUCAGAGCAGCCGCCAUCACCAAACUCUGUAAUAGUUAAUUGGGUUAGCAGGUCUAGUACUAACACCAGCAGCUAAAUUCUUUCCUACACGUACCAUGUAAAUAUUUUUUACUCCCAGUAGGUCUGUUGGGUUUUAUAAAACUGAAGAAGAAUAAAAGAAGGAAGAUGUGAUGCUAUUGUUGGUGGGAAGAUCUUGUUGCAUUGUCAACUGUCAAGGCAAUUGAUGCUUCUUUUGUGACGAAAUGCAAUGUACCAGUGAAUUGUACUUUCCGCAGUGGAUAUACAUGCGAGUUGAACAUGCACAUGAUGUUGCAAUUCCUGUUAUCAUGAACGAUAAAGAAAAAGCAUCCGUAAAGAAGAUGAUUUUAGUGAGCUUAUGGUCCAUACAAUCGUACCCCUCUAAGUUGGCCAUCAAUGAGUACAGUUACAGAGAAUCAGACAUGUAAAUGCCCAUCUUUUAGUAUUUGAUAAAGUUCUAAUUCUUUUUGCUUAACAGAAUGUAUUAUGUUUAUUCUUCAGCAUGAAAGUAUAUGAAUUGAGGUUUGAAACUCA